AUGGGUACUUUUUCUACAGACUAUUGGGCUCCUGCGCUUGAUAAUAAAUCUCGUCGUCGCAUAACAGAAACGGAAAGCAAAACAAUUGCAACUUUUAUUGAUAACCAUGGUAAAGAAAAUAAAGAAAUAAAGACAAAAUCAUCAUCAAAAUAUGGUGUUUGUGAGAAACAUUGUAUUGGUAAAGGUGCAACAGCUGUUGUUCGUCUUGCUCAUAAAUUUGAUAAUUCAACUUGUGAAAGAAUUUAUGCUGUCAAGAAAGUUGCAAGUGAAUUUUGUAUAAGUUCUACUCUAGAUCACGUAAAUAUUGUUAGAACUAUAGACUUACUUCAAGAUGAGCAUCAUAAUUGGUCAAAUCAUAUGACUUCUUUAGAAAUAGAUUGCUGCUUUAAACAACUUAUAAUGGGAGUUAGUUAUCUUCAUUCAAUGGGAGUUGCUCAUAGAGACAUAAAACCUGAAAAUUUAUUGUUGGAUGUAAAAGGAAAUUUAAAAAUUACAGAUUUUGGUGUAUCCGAUGUUUUUAGAACAUGCUGGGAGGAAGAAAUCCAUAAAUCUAAAGGCUUGUGUGGAUCUGAACCAUAUAUUGCUCCUGAACAAUUUGAAACCAAAGAAUAUGAUGCUCGUUUAGUAGAUAUAUGGGCAUGUGGAAUUGUAUAUUAUUGCAUGAUGUAUCAAGGUAUUCCAUUUAGAAUGGCAACAUCAACAGAUCUGAAUUAUUUAAGUUAUUUGGAAGCAAGAAGUACUGGAUUGUAUGAGCCAUUUGAAAGGUUGUCAAGUGGUUGUCGAAAUUUAAUGUACCGUAUUCUUGAACCGGAUGUUAAGAAACGUGUAACCACUGAAGAUAUAAAAAACGACAAAGAAUGGUUUCAAUCAAUUGAAUCUUGUGUUGAAUUAACAUCACCAUCAUCUGAUAAUAAUAAUUGUUCUUUAACAAAAAAACAUUAUCAUAUUCCACCUGAAAAUUUAAAAUCAAUAUCAUCAUUGGCAUAA
This is a messenger RNA of Entrophospora candida, 987 nucleotides long. NCBI's taxonomy places the organism in Eukaryota, Fungi, Glomeromycota, Glomeromycetes, Entrophosporales, Entrophosporaceae. The record is from the annotation of a GenBank genome assembly.